CAAAUCGCCAAGGCGGACCGCGCGCAGGCUGCAAAGCUAAAUCUGGGGCGAAGGGUGGGAAGUGAACGCACCGAGGCGCGGCCACCUCGCCGAGAUCGACGGGCCGACGCAACCCAAGCCGGGGGGGCGGGGGCGAAGCGAUACAACCAACCCCCCCAGCGCGUCGUCGAGCUCGCCUGCGGCGAAUAUUCGGACGGGACGGGAUAACGCCCGGCAAGGUCCGGUUCCCCCCCCUCUCUCUCUCUGUCUCUCCCGGUCUUCCCAAUCUUUGGGCGAUGGCGACGGCGUUGGGGGAGGAGGCGGAGGUGGAGCGGCCGAUGCUGGAUGAGGAGGAGGAGGAGGAGAGGAAGGGGAAGCAGGGGAAGGGGAGGCGGUACGGGCUGGUCGAGUACCGGGCGCUGCCGGCCUACAUGCGGGACAACGAGUACAUCCUCCGCUACUACCGCUGCGAGUGGCCGCUCCCGCAGGUGCUCCUCUCCGCGUUCUCCAUCCACAACGAGACCCUCAACGUCUGGACGCACUUGAUAGGAUUCUUCAUCUUCCUUUCAUUGACCAUAUACACCGCAACGAAAGUUCCAAAUGUUGAUUUUCAGAGCCUGCAGCAUUUACCUGAUAUGCUGAGAAAGGCUGAUCUUCAUAAGAUUCAGGCGGAGCUCGCAGCAUGCCUUCCUGAUUUACAAAAGAUGAAGGAUGAAAUGAGGAGCUCUUGGAAUUCUAUUGAGAUGCUCCCAUCAUUAUCUCGUUGGCAUCUCCUGGAAUUACUGUCAAGUUGCUUGCCAAACAAGUUCGUCCAUCCCAAUGAAACCAAUCUUUCUGUUCUUGAAAGCAUGAAGGAGGAUGUAGCGAUCAUGAUUGGGCCACACUUUAUUAGGCCGAUCUCUAGGUGGCCAUUUUUUGCCUUCAUGGGAGGUGCCAUGUUUUGCCUUCUUGCCAGCAGCACAUGCCACCUUCUCUCCUGCCACUCUCGCCGCCUUGCAUAUAUUAUGCUUCGGCUAGAUUAUGCAGGCAUUGCUGCUCUUAUCGCCACAUCAUUCUACCCUCCAGUAUACUACUCUUUCAUGUGCCAUCCUUUCUUUUGCAACCUCUAUCUAAGCUUCAUAACUAUUUUAGGAGUAGCAACUAUUGCUUUCUCUCUGCUCCCAGUCUUCCAGAACCCUGAGUUCCGAACCAUACGAGCAUGCCUCUUCUUUGGCAUGGGAGCAUCGGGUGUGAUCCCUGUUUUCCACAAGCUGAUCCUUUUUUGGCACCAACCAGAAGCAUUGCACACUACUGGAUAUGAAAUUUUGAUGGGGCUUUUCUACGGGCUUGGAGCAUUGGUGUACGCAACUCGGGUACCUGAGCGCUGGAUGCCUGGGAAGUUUGACAUUGCCGGGCACAGCCACCAGCUCUUCCACGUCUUGGUUGUUGCUGGAGCAUACACUCACUACCAUGCAGGGCUCUUGUACCUGAAGUGGAGAGAUCAGCAAGGCUGCUAAAAGUUGUUCUAUGGUUACAGGAUGUGGAUAGAUUUGUUGGUUCUUCGAUUGUGUCUCGCUGGCCAAUAGAGGACUGUUGAAAUUGGGCAGAAGACCCUGCUGGUCUGUUGUAAAUUGUGUACUAAGCAUAAACAAGUGAUAUCAGGUAAUUAAGGUGAUUAUAUUCUGCAACAUUUUUUUACAGCA
This is a messenger RNA of Brachypodium distachyon (stiff brome), 1661 nucleotides long. RefSeq names its product heptahelical transmembrane protein ADIPOR3. Bases 276 to 1475 code for a protein of 399 amino acids. The record is from RefSeq and is a predicted model, not a curated record. Lineage: Eukaryota; Viridiplantae; Streptophyta; Magnoliopsida; Poales; Poaceae. Gene Ontology annotation, cellular component: membrane. Gene Ontology annotation, molecular function: signaling receptor activity. The transcript is spliced from 3 exons.